Vitrella brassicaformis is the source of this 3410-nucleotide messenger RNA. NCBI's taxonomy places the organism in Eukaryota, Vitrellaceae. The record is from the annotation of a GenBank genome assembly.
GCCUGAGAAAUGUUGGCUGCUGGCUGUUUUGUGGUGCUGGCAGCGCUCCUUUUGCAUCGUGGCACGUGUGCAACGAUACGUAUGGGCGAAAUUACACAAUAAUACGCGAUGUCUUGGGGAUCUCUGUGUUUCUGUGGGUGUCUGGGUGGCUGUGUGAUGCAGGCGCCCGGCUGAGUGUGCGUCAGCGCCGUGCAGUCAGCAUGCCGGUGGCCGAGGCCAUGAUGCACGUCCAACACAUCCUCCCCACAGACGUGCAGCAGCUGUUCCUACACGACAACCGCAAGUUGAACCACCAUGGUGAGAGGACCCUGGCUGUGAUUGACCAGAUGAACGGCUUGGCACGGAAUAUCCAGGAAGAACUCGAUGCGACAAAGCUGCAGUGCGAUCAGUCACUGCUGGUGCUGGACGAUGCUGUGCGUCAGCUCGGUGAGGACCAGGGUCGGCUGGAGACCGACCUGGGCUACGAACAGAGCGGCCUCACCGAGUGGGAGUCGCGGAAAGACAGCGCCGCAACGGUGUUGUCAAAGACCUUGGUAUGUAGGUCGAUGUGUGGGCAAGCGGGUGGGUGCACAUGUGCACACAGGCGAGCAUGAUCCAUCCAUCACGCCUUGUGGAUGUCUUCUGCUUCCGCACUCAGAGUCAGUUGGAUGAGCACAAUGCCUUCUGCCAGCAUGAGGCCAGCGGCAUCCGCGCCAAGCUCGCCAGUGCAAACAGCGAUUUUCGUGUCAGCCAAAGCGUCAUCGGCCACACCAACUGCAGACAUAACAACAGCGGCAAUAAUAAUACAGCCACAGCCAAUGCUGUCCUGCUCGAAGCUUACAUGGACAGCUGCCUCAGUGGAACACACAACCAGCCGUCCCACCAUGUGCUAUCUGGUCUAUCUGAGGGCCGGGAACGGCAGCUGUGGACUUCACUGAUGCAAGCCGCCGCACACAGGCCUCGUGGUGAGGCCACCACGCCGAUGCGCGAUGAGAGCAUCCCGACCAGCAAGUGCAGCGUGGGCGGGUCUGCGCUGUGUCCCGUGCUGUUGAACUCUUUUGCCGUCCUCAUCGGCGAGACAUACAGGGACAUCAGACGGCUGAAUAGGCACGCACACAAGAAAAAAGAUAGGGAGGGAGGGAGGGAGGGCUGUAUACAAAGAGCACCCGUCAUCUCUCUCUCGCUGCGUGUGGCUGCCCUUGUGCGUCGCGCUCAGGCGUCUGGAGCAGUUGUCGUCAGAGUGUGACUCUGGCCGUCAGCGGUUCAAUCAAAACAUAGCGGGGCUGCAGCGCGCCAUCGACACGGCCAACGCACAAGUCGCAUCUCACGAUGCACGCAUAGAACGGCUUAGGACUGACCUGCGGCUGGCAAGACGGUAACCAUAGAUAGAAUGAACGACGCAUCUACAUCUACACAUACACACACUCAUUGUUGUAGUACGGCCACACAGAAGGCGGCGGAGCGUGCAGAGAAGGCCGAGGAGUGCCGGGAGGCGCAAGAGAAAGGUGUCUAUCUACUCAGAGAGGGGAAGGUGCUAAUAUUCCUGCGUAUGUGUCUCUUCUCUCCACCUCUUUGUUUCUCUCCUGGUGAGUGCAGCCGAGACGAGCAUGUGUGGCAUGAUCAAGAUCCGAGGCGAGAUAGCAAUCAUGGCCAACACUACCGAACUCAUUCAAGUGACUGACUCAAUCGGAUCCAUGACAUACAUGGCAUCUCUAUGUUGGCCUCUGUGACUCUGUCUGUCUGUCUAUAUUCAUCUUGUGGGCUGGGCUGCAUCGUAUCAAUCAAUCAGGAUUGUGAGGUCAGCAAUUGGCAGUACGGUGAGUGUAGUGCAUCGUGCGGCGACCACGGGGGCCUCCAGAACAUCACACGCAGUGUCGUGUCUGAGGCGACACCAAAACUCGGCACGCCCUGCCCCCCACUUAAUGCUGUCAUGGUGUCGUAACUUGCGACACACGUAUGUAUGCGUAGGGCGCAUUUUGUCUUGAUGUCUCCGUGUGUUUGUCAGGUGUGCAGCCGUCGUCCAUGUCCCGUCGACUGCCAAAUGGAUGGAUGGUCGGAGUGGACACGAUGUUCUGCUGACUGCGGAUACGGCACCAAAUACUCGUAUACUCACGCACGCACGCACACACACGACGUUGUCCCACAGACAUGUAAAUGACGCUGGCUGUCUGUGUCAGGUACCGGAACGUGUUGGUUGAGGCGCGUCAUGGCGGCGCGGCGUGUGGAGCCCGCCAGCAGAGCACAGUGUGUGAGCGGCAGCCAUGAGACACGGACUGCACCCUCACACAGUGGACAGAAUACGGUCCAUGCGACAGGGUGAGUGGGCUGAAUGAAUGAAUGAGUACUUAGCCAUGAUGGAUGAUACACAUGUGCGAAUGGAUGCACAUCACAUCACAUGCAUACGAUACGAUACGUAUAGGCGUGUGGUGGUGGCGUCCGAUCACGUCGGCGGGAUGUGUUGGUUGAGGCCAAGGGCCGAGGCACAUGCCCUGGCAAAGACAGCACUCACAGGUAAGUAGGUGUGCGCAGAGACACAAUCGAUUGAUGGAGAGAGACCACCCAGCAUGCGUGUACUUACGUGUUGGCUGACUGCGACAGGUAUGAGGAGAUCCCCUGCAACGCACACCCGUGUCCGCCGCACCCCGUGUGCCAGUCGAAGGCGGACAUCGUCCUGGUCCUCGAUGGAUCGGGGUGACAAACUAGCCUCGCACACACACACACAGACACACACACACGCGGAAUGAACAUCAUUCUAUGUCUUUUUCUCCCAGGACGGUGCUGCUAGAGCAUUUCGACAGCAUCAAGGACUUGGCCAAGUCACUCGUCCGCCAGACCGCACUCAAUGCCACAGCAGGCCACGCACAGGUGGGUGUGGUGGUGUUCUCCCACGAGGCAACCGUCGCCAGCCGCCUUACGGACGACCGAACCAGUCUCAUCGGAGCCAUCGACCACACCCAAUGGGCGGGCAGGGAGGCAGCCACAGCCGAUGCGCUGAUCAAGGCAGAACAAGUGCUGCAAAACGGCGUGAGUGAGCCAAGAGAAUUAGGAGAGAGCACGAUUGUUCAUCUGAGACACACGAGUAUCACGUAGGGGAGAGAAGACGCUUCUUGGCUGGUGGUGCUGCUGACGGACGGGCUCCCCAGCGGCCGCAUUCCCGAAACACCUGCUGAGAGCGGUGCUGCUGAUGGGGCGGGUGCGAGUGGGUAUAUGCAGCUGUACCAGAUGGAUGGCGUCGCAGAGAGACUCAGGUGGAUGGAUGGGCGAAUGAAAUGAAUGAAGGGAUGGACGGACACAGAGAGAGUGUGUGUGUGAAUGCAGGCGGAGCGCGUUGGUGAAGACCGUGUACAUCGGGACAGAUGCGGAUGUGGCGGACGAAUAUCGCCGGUGGUCCCACGCACUCAUCAAUGUGCAGACGUUCGAACACCUCAUAC